This is a messenger RNA of Chiloscyllium plagiosum (whitespotted bambooshark), 508 nucleotides long. NCBI's taxonomy places the organism in Eukaryota, Metazoa, Chordata, Chondrichthyes, Orectolobiformes, Hemiscylliidae. The record is from RefSeq and is a predicted model, not a curated record.
GGUGUGCCACGGUACCGAGUGGCUGAUGGAACGAGCUGCCUCCACAUUCUGUCACGUGUUUGUUUGUGAUUUCAUUAUUGCCAGAUCUCCUGAGAAUUACUAACUUGAAAAUACACUUCACCAAGCUGCACACUCUUGGAGACAACCUGCUGGACAGGCGGAUGGAGGUCCUGCAGAAAUAUUAUUAUGCUUUGUUUGAGUUGGUGGUCCGUGGCAGCUGCUUCUGCUAUGGCCAUGCUUCAGAGUGCUCACCUGUGGCUGGGGUUCAAGCAGGAGUGCCUGGAAUGAUUCAUGGAAGGUGUACCUGUAAGCACAACACCAAAGGGUUAAACUGCGAGCAGUGCAAGAACUUCUACCACGAGUUGCCAUGGAGACCAGCGGAGGUGGAUAACCCACACGCUUGCAAAGGUUCGACAGAUUCCCAAUUCCUCUCUCCUUCUCAAAGAACAGCUUUCUCUUCACUUUCUGGUCUCCACAUCUCGACCUGAAGUCGUUCCUCCUGUUUAAA